Messenger RNA from Hippocampus zosterae (dwarf seahorse), 2950 nucleotides. It is a transcript of the gene garem1, whose product is annotated as GRB2 associated, regulator of MAPK1. Gene Ontology annotation, biological process: cellular response to epidermal growth factor stimulus; epidermal growth factor receptor signaling pathway. NCBI's taxonomy places the organism in Eukaryota, Metazoa, Chordata, Actinopteri, Syngnathiformes, Syngnathidae. The coding region runs from base 265 to 2880 and encodes 871 amino acids. The record is from RefSeq and is a predicted model, not a curated record. Gene Ontology annotation, molecular function: proline-rich region binding. The transcript is spliced from 6 exons.
UAAAAAUUACGCAUUUCCGUUAUUCAUCCGGCUGUAGAUUGUAACUAAACAAACAUGGCUCUGCUUAAUGAUUAGAGUACGGAUUUCAAUGGCUCGUAAAGAGAUGAAUAGGCAAUAUUAUGUAAAAACCAAGAGACAUCGUGCCAAGUACAAAGCCGUAAAUGGAGUUUCGAUGCAAUCGUUGGUUUUGUGAGCGCUGCGUAGCCUUGUGUGACCGUGUUUACACGUAGCUAGCCCUUCUGUGGGUUAAUGUAAGCUAGCAAGAUGGACCUUGGAACAAUGUUGUACAACAAUUUAAAAGAUGUUACGUGGAGUACGACAGCCUUGCCAUUAGAUCAACUUGUCAGUGCAUAUAGGUUGCCUCAAAUCGUCAAGCUGGACAACGGCCAGUUGGUUGAAGGGCUUCGAGACAAUGACUACCUCUUGAUUCAUUCCUGUCGUCAGUGGACAACUAUUACUGCUCACAGUCUCGAUGAAGGACACUAUGUGAUUGGACCUAAAAUAGAAAUUCCUGUUCACUAUGAAGGUCAGUUUAAGCUGCUGGAACAGGAUCGAGACGUCAAGGAGCCUGUGCAAUACUUCAACAGUGUGGAAGAAGUGGCCAAAGCGUUUCCUGAAAGGGUGUACGUCAUGGAAGAAAUCACGUUCAAUGUAAAGAUGGCUUCAGGGGAAUGCAACGAAGACACUGAAGUCUACAAUAUAACACUAAGCACCGGCGACGAGCUGACAUUGAUGGGCCAAGCCGAGAUCCUCUACGCCAAAACGUCCAAAGAGAAAUCCAGAUUCAACACAAUUUUUAAGAAAAUCGGGAAGCUGAACUCCAUCAGCAAGAUGGGUCGAGGCAAGAUGCCUUGCUUGAUCUGCAUGAACCACCGCACCAACGAGAGCAUCAGCUUGCCUUUCCAGUGCAAAGGUCGCUUCAGCACGUGCAGCCCGCUGGAGCUUCAGAUGCAGGACGGCGAGCACACCAUUCGAAACAUUGUGGAGAAAACGCGGCUGCCGGUCAACGUCACGGUGCCCGGCGCGCCGCCUCGCAACCAGCACGACCUCCACCUCAUCCGGGAAGGCCACCGCUACAAACUGGUCAACAUUCAGACCAAGACGGUGGUGGUGUGCUGCGUCCUGCGCAGCAACAAAAUCCUCCCCGUCCAUUUUCCUUUCCACGUGGCCCUGCCUCGCUUUAUUGUUCCGGAGGAGCUGCUGCAAGGCGAGCUGUGGCUGGACACCAUGGUGCAUCGCUGGUUCUCCUUCUGCCAGGAGCAGUUUGACAUCGACGACUACUCGCGCGCCGUGCGGGAUGUGCGGACGGACUGGAACGACGAAGGCAAGAGCCCCAAGAAGCAGAGCGGCGGCAACGGCAACUGCUGCGGCGGCGGCGGAACCUCCAACGGGUGUCCCAACAGCACGCAGAUGCCCAGCUCGUUAACGUACGCCCGUGACGAACUGACGCAGUCCUUCCACCGGCUCUCGGUGUGCGUCUACGGCAGCAACCUGCACGGCAACAGCGAGGUCAACUUGCAGGGCUGCAUGAGCCUCGGCGGCGAUUGGGCACUUCUGCCUUCCGACAGCAUUCCGACAGAGCCGGCGGAAAACGAAAGCUUUUCCGCCGAAAUGUUGGACUGCCCCAACCAGCAGGCUUCCCUCAUCAAGUCCGACGUUCCCUAUGAGAAGCUGUGGUUGGACCACUUAAGAAGCCAGAUGCCCAAGUCGUCUUUAACCGAGGGCGGUCAAGCCCUCAACAACGGCUGCGCUAUGACGACGGCGGCGACGGCGGCAUCGCAGUCUUACCCGCUCGCGUGCCCCCUUGGCCCGGUGACCAUUCCCGAUGUGGCACUCACGCCGCCGCCAGUUCCACCCAAAUCCGAAGCCGUGAAAGAAGAAUGCCGCCUAUUGAACGCCCCGCCGAUUCCGCCGCGUAGUUUGAAACGGAUGCCAUCGGUUCCGCUGCUGUCCAAGCCUCGGCAGCAAGCCACCCGCUCGCCCAGUCCAACCCUUUCCUAUUACUCUUCUGGGCUCCACAGCAUUGGAUCGUGCGAACAAGAGGCGUCUGACCCACAAGAAAAAAGCAGCGUGUGCUACCCGUGUAAGUGGUCCCACGCCGCCAGCGGCGAGCCGGGCGUCGCGUUGGCGAGCAGCAGCUUGCCGUCCGACGGCAUGUCGUCCAGGUUGUCUUGGCCCAAUAACUUCAGCGGGGGGGAUUGUCAGGCUUUGGAUGACUUUCUCCCACCCGGUUCCCGCAGCUACUACAGUUACCCGCGAAACAGGUCCACGAGCAAUCCCAAAACCUGCAGCCUGGUCGACUUUGACAGCCCGGAGCUCGCGCGCGGCACUAAAAGCCUCAGGUUGCGGAACCAGUCUCCGAGCAAGUCCUGCACCAAAUCCUCCGGUUCCAAUUCGGAAAUGUACAAAGACGGAGCGCCGGACGAAUGCAGCGCAAAGCAGAGGCUCUCUUGCCCCAUCCUGCCGCCCAGGGCGGCAAAGUCAAACAGCAUGAAGAGGAGUUCAGAGUUAGCGUUGGGACCAGCCUGCGACAGUCAGCAGGACAGCUCCACUUCCUGCCUCGUUCAACAGAGGGAACAGGCAACACGAGACCCGAGUUCCACCUCCACCUGGGAAACCGCCAGUUCCAUAUCGGAGUCCCCCUCAGCACAUUGGCAGCCCCCGCCGAGCCUGGCCGGCCUCUCCAUCGAAGAGGUGUCCAAAUCCUUGCAAUUUAUCGGCCUGCCCGACGACAUCGCCUCCCUCUUUAUUUCGGAGAAGAUCGACGGGAACUUGUUACUGCAGCUCACCGAAGAGAUUCUCUCGGAAGACUUCAAACUGAGCAAACUGCAGGUGAAGAAACUCAUGCAGUUCAUUAACGGAUGGAGGCCCAAGAUAUGACCGCAGCCGAGACCGCCUUUGACAAACCGUACUUGCUAUGCACCCCUCGGUCUCAAUGUGACCUUGGCGU